ACCCCUCCUUCCCAACUCCAACUAAUAAAGGAAAUCAAAAACCAAAAAAUUCUCUCUCUCAUAAUUUCCUUCAUUCAUGGCUUUCCUUCAAUAUUAUCAGUUUUCACUUCUUUUACUCUUCUUCUUCUUCUUCUCUUUCCCACUUUCUCAACCCAUGUCCAUUCAUGAUCUCCUCAAAUCCAAAGGCUUACCAGCUGGUCUUCUCCCAAAAGAAGUAAAAUCUUACAAUUUUUCAUCAAAUGGCCUUCUUGAAGUUUUCUUAAAUGGCCCUUGUUUGACAAAAUUUGAUACUAUGGCCUUUUAUGAAAGUUAUGUUAAAGCUAAUUUAACUUAUGGUUGUCUUACUGGAGUUCAUGGACUUUCACAAGAAGAGCUUUUUGUGUGGCUACCAGUUAAAGGAAUUAGUGUUGAUGAUCCAAAUUCUGGUCUUAUAAUUCUUGAUAUUGGCUUGGCUCAUAAACAACUUUCACUUUCACUUUUUGAAGAUCCACCUCAUUGUAAACCAGAUGGGAUUCUGAAAAAGGAACAUGAGGAGGGACAGAGAUUUGAAGCACAAAGAUAGAAGAGAUUCCUUUUAAAUAUUAACUUUAAUUAAUGAUAAAAUAUUACUUAGCCCCUGUUUGGCCAUACAUUUUCCUAAAUUUAAUUUGAAAUUUAUUUUCAAA
Molecule: messenger RNA, 665 nt
Organism: Nicotiana attenuata
Lineage: Eukaryota; Viridiplantae; Streptophyta; Magnoliopsida; Solanales; Solanaceae
Exons: 2
Coding region: 77-562 (161 amino acids)
Source: RefSeq, a predicted model, not a curated record